AUGAAGUAUGGUUGCAAAGUGCAAAUGGAUGCUAUGGGCAAUAUCUUUGCUAUCCGGCCCGGUAGGAGAGAAGGUCGCCCUACGUUCAUGGGCUCCCACCUGGACACGCAACCUGCUGGCGGCAGAUACGACGGUAUCCUUGGUGUUCUUGCAGGAGUUGCAGCCCUGAGAGCUCUACAUGAGUCUGGAACCGAAACCGAGUACCCUGUUGGUGUUGUUGACUGGACCAACAAGCAGUGA
Colletotrichum fioriniae is the source of this 240-nucleotide messenger RNA. Lineage: Eukaryota; Fungi; Ascomycota; Sordariomycetes; Glomerellales; Glomerellaceae. The record is from RefSeq and is a predicted model, not a curated record.